Messenger RNA from Angiostrongylus costaricensis, 639 nucleotides. The record is from the annotation of a GenBank genome assembly. Lineage: Eukaryota; Metazoa; Nematoda; Chromadorea; Rhabditida; Metastrongylidae.
AUGGGCCAUGGACAACAGGGUCAAGCGUGCCAUCAACAACAACGUCGAAGGGACCAUGGACAACAGGGUCUAAUGUGCCAUCAACAACAACGUCGAAUGGACCAUGGACAACAGGGUCUAAUGUGCCAUCAACAACAACGUCGAAUGGACCAUGGACAACAGGGUCUAAUGUGCCAUCAACAACAACGUCGAAGGGACCAUGGACAACUACGUCGAAUGGGCCAUGGACAACAGGGUCAAGCGUGCCACCAACAACAACGUCGAAUGGACCAUGGACAACAGGGUCUAAUGUGCCAUCAACAACAACGUCGAAGGGACCAUGGACAACAGGGUCUAAUGUGCCAUCAACAACAACGUCGAAGGGACCAUGGACAACAGGGUCAAGCGUGCCACCAACAACAACGUCGGAUGGGCCAUGGACAACGGGGUCAAAUUUGCCAUCAACAACAACGUCGAAGGGACCAUGGACAACUACGUCGAAUGGGCCAUGGACAACGGGGUCAAAUUUGCCAUCAACAACAACGUCGAAGGGACCAUGGACAACAGGGUCAAGCGUGCCACCAACAACAACGUCGAAUGGUCCAUGGACAACAGGGUCUAAUGUGCCAUCAACAACAACGUCGAAGGGACCAUGGAUAA